This is a messenger RNA of Prorocentrum cordatum, 2220 nucleotides long. Lineage: Eukaryota; Dinophyceae; Prorocentrales; Prorocentraceae. The record is from the annotation of a GenBank genome assembly.
AUGGGGCAGAGCCCAUGCUUCCGCAUGUUUCAGAACGACGGGGACUUGGACGAGAGGACUCCGCUGAGACUGCCGCCGCAGCAGGUGGUGCAGGGCGGCUUGUCGCUGGCGCCGCAGCAGGUAGUGCAAGUACAAGGAUCUAGCUCGGGCUCGCCGCACGCCUUGGGCACCCAGUUCCCGCAGCCGCCCCCGGCGUCGCGGCAGUUGGAUCCCCAUCCGCCGUUGCACACUCCGUGGGCGCAGCGCAGCAGCGCGCCGAUCCCUGGCGCUGGCGCUGGCGGCGAGCUGGACGCAGUGCACGGGCCACUUUCGGGAGUCGCGGCGGAAACCGCCUGCCACACUGCGGGCCCCCCCAGCGCUUUCGGCCCCCCGCAGCCAGCCGUUGCCAGCGAAGAGCCCCAACUCCCUCCCGCCGCUGCGCCAGCCACCGGGGCGCCGCAGCAGGCGGAAACUGCCGGCCACGGAGGCGCCGCGCAACCGGGUGUGCAGUUGGUGGCGGAGCUGCCAGGCAGGAGGCGAAGCCUGCUAGUGGGUAUUAACUACUUCGGCACGUCUUCCGAGCUCAGCGGGUGCGUCAACGACAUCCUGCGGGUGCGGCCAGUCCUGGCCGAGAAAUGGGGCUUCCAGCAGGGCGAGGAGACGCAGCGCGUGCUCCUGGACUCACCAGACUGGCCGCAGCACCUGCGACCGACUCUCGCGAACAUGCGGGCCGCCAUCGGCUGGCUCGCGGCUGGCGCGGCAACGGGCGACGCCCUGUUCUUCCACUACAGUGGGCAUGGGGGCCGAGAGCCACGCUGCGACGGCUCAGAGGGCUACCACGAGACGCUCUGUCCUGUGGACUACGAGACUGCGGGCAUGUUGGUUGACACCGAGCUCUUCGAUAGGCUGGUCAAGUCACUGCCGGCUGGCUGCAGGCUCACCUGCGUGCUGGAUUGCUGCCACAGCGCUGGGGCUCUCGACUUGCCUUACGUGUUCGUGGGCUCCAAGGAGAACCUAGACAAGGCCCUGGCGGGGGAGGCAAUGGACCUGGCUGUCUCCAAGAACUGGGCCCACGACAUGGCCGGCUUGUCCGACGGAAGGCCUGAGGCUCUGCUCGGCGAUCUGGCCUCCAUGGGCCUUGGCUUGUGGGAGCUGUACAGGAAGCGGCAGGCCACCAAGGCGGCCGGCGUUGCUGGGUUCGCAGGCUCGGAGGCGGCCGAGAACGCCGGCCUGGCCGUGGGAGAGGUCAUCGCCUUCACUGGCUGCCGCUCCGACCAGACCAGCGCGGACGUGGGCGACGUGCACGCGCAGUUCGACGGCGUGCGCCACGUGGACGACGGAGGCACCGGCAGCUCAGGCUGCGGGCAUGCAGGCGCCCACGUGGGCGACCACGCGGGAGGCGCCCUGACGGCUGUCUUCCUGGAGUCGCUUGCCGACGGCGCCUCGGGGGAGCUCACGUACCUGUCGCUGCUGGAGCGCAUGCGCCAGCGCCUGCAGGGCGAGGGCUUCUCGCAGGUGCCGCAGCUGGCCUCCUCGCUGCUCGUCGAGCUGCAGCAGCGCUUCUCGCUCACGUCCAUCUUCCUGCCUCCCGCCGGGGGCUCCCGCGGCCUCGGCGCCGGCGGCGGCCUGGAUGCCACGGACGCGGCGCUGCUCGGAGGCACAGCCUCGUGCGCAGCUGCAGGCUUCCUGGCCGCCAUGGCGUCGUCGCACCACGGAGGGGCGAUGCUGCAGGGCGCCCGGGCGCCCGCCGAGUGGCGCGCCGAGGGCGGCUGCCCGGAGCUCUCGGCGGGGCAGCCGCUGCACGCCUGGGGCGGCGGCUGCGACAGGGACGCCGCCGGCUCCGCGGCGCCGCUGGAGCCCUGGGGAGGAGGCGGCAGCGUGCAGCCGCCCGCGGACGCGGCGGGGCCGCCGCAGCCCUGCGGCAUUGCCGACGCCGCCGCCCCGCUGUCGGCCUGGGGCGCCAGCGCACCAGGCGGCGCGGAGGUGCAGGCGGGCUCCGCGGCCCCGCUGUCGGGCUGGGGCGCGGGAGCCCCGGCCAGCGCGGAGACGCAGGCGUCAGAGGAGGCUGAGGAGGCUGAGAAGGCUGAGGAGGAGGAGAGGGAGGAGGACGAGGAGGAGGACUCAGAGGAGCGGCUCGACGAGGGCCUGGACCCGGAUGACCUCGACGAGGACGACGAGGAAGAGGACGCCUUUCAGGACUUUGACGACGAUGAGGACGACGACUACGACGACGAGCUCUGA